This is a messenger RNA of Phascolarctos cinereus (koala), 1466 nucleotides long. RefSeq names its product leucine rich repeat containing 38 (gene LRRC38). Gene Ontology annotation, cellular component: plasma membrane. NCBI's taxonomy places the organism in Eukaryota, Metazoa, Chordata, Mammalia, Diprotodontia, Phascolarctidae. Gene Ontology annotation, molecular function: protein binding. The record is from RefSeq and is a predicted model, not a curated record.
CAGGAUGGGGCCGCCGCCGGGCUCCCCGCCGUCCUUGCUGCCCGCCGCAGCCCUCUGCCUCCUUUCCUGCCUCCUGUCUGCGCCUCGGAGCCACGCGUGCCCCGCGGGCUGUGUGUGCGCGGACUCCCAUACUGUGGACUGCCGGGCCCGAGGGCUGCCCAGCGUGCCGAGCGCCUUCCCCCUGGACGUGCGGAAGCUGCUGGUGGCCGACAACCGCAUCGAGGCCAUCCCGGCUGACUUCUUCAUCUUCUACGGGGACCUGGUGUACCUGGACUUCAGGAACAACUCUCUGAGCUCGCUGCAGGAGGGCGCCUUCAGCGGCUCCGCCAAGCUCAUCUUCCUGGACCUCAGCUACAACAACCUGACCGAGCUGGGCGCCGGCACCUUUCGCUCGGCCGGGAAGCUGCUCAAGCUCAGCUUGGCCAACAACCGCCUGGCUGGCGUGGACGAGGCCGCCUUCGAGAGCCUGGAGUCGCUCCAGGUGCUGGAGCUCAACGAUAAUGACCUCCGGAGCCUCAACGUGGCCGCCCUAGCCGCCCUGCCCUCCCUGCGGACCCUGCGCCUGGACGGCAACCCGUGGCUAUGUGACUGCGAGUUUGCUCAGCUCUUCUCCUGGCUCCAGGACAAUGCGUCCAAGCUGCCCAAGGGCCUCAGUGAAAUCCAGUGCUCCCUGCCCAUGGAAAACAGAAGGAUCUUUCUGCACGAGCUGUCCGAAGCCAGUUUUAGCGAGUGCAGAUUCAGCCUCUCCCUGACAGACCUCUUCAUCAUCAUCUUCUCGGGCGUGGCCGUGUCCAUAGCUGCCAUCAUCUCCAGCUUCUUCCUGGCCACUGUGGUCCAGUGCUUCCAGCGAUGUGCUCCCAACAAAGAUACAGAGGAUGAAGAUGAAGAGGAGGAUGACUGACCUGGGAAUUCCUCGUACUCUGUGUCCCAUCUCAGAAGCCCAUCUCAGAGAAAAGAAGGGAAAAUGGCGGCUACUGGAAAGUGUUGUUUGCCAUCAGAGCAAGGUCAAGAAGACCUUUCUCCCUCUUCUAGAGCUGGAGGUCUCAGACCCUGUUGGCGUGGCUUGGGGCCUUUGUUCUCAGGGCUUAGAAGUCAGCAGAAAGAGAGGGGUCCAGGGGAACCAUCCUUUUGUUGUCCAGCCUCUGAGAAAAGCCAUGCCCUGGGUUGGGUUGGCAAGGAGAGCAAAGGUCAAAGCAAGCUUCCUGUCUGAGGGUGAGGAGGCCCAGCCAGGAAAUUAGAGGACUCAUCGCCUUUGACUAGAAUGAUGAUUUGAGUCCAUUUGUUUCUCACUGACCUUACUGGGGUGUUGGCCACAGGGUGGGGCCAGACCCAAAUAUCCUCCAUCUCCCAAGUAACAGCUUGGGGUUCAAGCCCAGAGCCAGACUGACUAGAGAACUGUGACUUGGAGUCGUGAAGACCUGGGUUUGAAUCCUGCCUCAGACACUUACUAACCACAUGACCUGAGG